AGCGGCCGCAGCUCGAGUCGCAAGUCACCUCACGAGUCCGGAUUCGCACCUCCACCUUCCCGCACGCGCGCACGAAAGCAAAGCACCUCUCGAACGCGCUCCCCCACUCGCCCCCUCCUUCUCCCUCCCCACCGCGCGCCCUUCCAGAAGCUUCGGGAAGCCAAGCCGAGCCGAACCGAGCCAAUCCAUGGCCGCCGCCAACACCGCCGCCGCCGGCGCGGCCACCGCGACCCCCGCCCCCGCCGCCCCGGCCGCGCCCGUGCAGGUGCCGCGCGGGCAGGUGGAUCUGGUCGACUUCAUCGACUGGACAGGCGUCGAGUGCCUCAACCAGGACUCGUCCCACAGCAUCGUCAACGCGCUCAAGCAGACUUUCAGGGACGACGAGGGGCUGCACCUUGCCAGCGAUUCGGACGAGCAGCUGCUGAUCUACAUCCCCUUCAUGCAGGUGGUCAAACUGCAUUCCGCGCUCUUCAAAGGCCCCGAGGAAGAUGGCCCAAAAACGGUAAAACUCUUCUCCAACAAAGAGCAUAUGGGUUUCAGCAAUGUAAAUGACUAUCCACCAAGUGACACUCUUGAUCUCUCCACCGAUCAUUUGGUAGAGAAUAAACCUGCGACGCUAAAAUAUGUCAAGUUCCAAAAUGUUCGCAGCCUGACUAUAUUUAUUGAGGACAAUCAAAGUGGAAGUGAUGUCACAAAAAUUCACAAGAUUGCGCUUUACGGAACAACCGUGGACACAACAAAUAUGAAGGACCUGAAGAAGAUAGAAGAGCACUAAGACUGUUGGAGUGUAUGGCAUAUUAGAAACAGAUAGCUGUUGGAUUCAGCAAUUUCUAGUUGAUCCUGGCCUACCGUUUGGCCUAUUUUUAUACAUGCGGAGUUCAAAGAGUGGGUCUGGUGGUGCCGAAGCUAUUGCCUCUUGGCAUCUUUUAGUCCUGCUAUGUAUGGCUUGGGUGUGACAGUCGGAUGAAACGAUAUUUUUCCCCUCGCAGAAAUCUGAUUUCAUCACGAAUGAACCAAAAUUACUCCAUA
This is a messenger RNA of Panicum hallii, 1029 nucleotides long. Its product is annotated as PITH domain-containing protein At3g04780. The record is from RefSeq and is a predicted model, not a curated record. The coding region runs from base 188 to 775 and encodes 195 amino acids. The transcript is spliced from 7 exons. Lineage: Eukaryota; Viridiplantae; Streptophyta; Magnoliopsida; Poales; Poaceae.